Pomacea canaliculata is the source of this 15406-nucleotide messenger RNA. Its product is annotated as dynein heavy chain 5, axonemal-like. Gene Ontology annotation, biological process: microtubule-based movement. Gene Ontology annotation, cellular component: dynein complex. NCBI's taxonomy places the organism in Eukaryota, Metazoa, Mollusca, Gastropoda, Architaenioglossa, Ampullariidae. Gene Ontology annotation, molecular function: dynein light intermediate chain binding; ATP binding; dynein intermediate chain binding. The record is from RefSeq and is a predicted model, not a curated record.
UACACAUACAUUGCACGUGGUCGAGAGGCUAGAUCAUGGAGGUGACUGAAGGUAGCUACGACUGAUGUGCAGACGACAUCGCAUAACAGUUUGAUAGGUUUGCGUUUUGGCCUUUUUCUGAAAUGGCGGACACAGAACACGAAGAAGGCCUAGAAGAAAAAGAGGCCAAUAAGCCAGAGAGCCCCAAGCCUGAUCAAGAAGUCGCACCACCACUCAUAAGCAAAGAUGACAAGGAGGCGAAGAAGCAAGCACAAAAGCCACAGGUCAAGACUACAACCAAAGCUAAAAAUGUGAUACUGUCUGGAGAAACUAUGAAGGAAAUGCAAAAGCAGGCUAAGGCAAACAAGGAAGAGAGGCGGCUGCAGCUGGAUGGUAGACACAAAUAUCUUUUUGAGCAGAUGGCUAAUGCCCUUAGUCUUGAUCUGGCUACCGUGGAAGAUACCAUUCUUGGAGAUGAGAAGUUUGAUGCAAUGGAGAGCUUUUUUGUUGCCAAUGGAUCACGAAGAUUGAUGUUCUUUUAUCAGGAGGCAGCUGGAGGUUAUCAGCGCUCUGUUGGUAAUAACCAGACCCCCGGAAAGAAGCUGUUCAUUUCCAACGGAGACACAGAGAGUCUACAUGGUAUGUGCCUCUUUUUCCUGCGUACUACUGUCAAAGGUAUUACCAUCCAGAAUGUAGCUCAAGAGGUGAAUUUUGGAACUUUGGACUGCAGGGGCAAGGUGCUAAGUGGGUUUGAAAAACACCUCUCCAGAAUUGUUUUGCCUGCCUUAAAGUCCUUGGAGCAAUGGGGCACACUGACCAAGGAGCGAGGUGGGGGAAAGGCAGCCACAGAGGAGGAGACAACUCCAUCAGACAAAAGUGGUAUUGCGAUAAGUGAACAGGUGGUGGAUUUCUUGGAACAGGUGGAGAAAUUUGUCAACAGCCUCAUGUCAGCUCGUAGCAAUAUGGAAGGGCGUGUGGAGCUGGCUGAGAAUGGUGUUGGCCCUAUCAUUGACACGAUCAAGACACCAGCGGACUAUCAAGAUGCUGCCAGCAACACAGAAAGCCUGGAGAAGAUGGAAGAGCUAUUGUUGAUGUGGCUGAAGCAGAUCGAGCAGGUACUGGCAGAGAGUGAGCAAAUGAGGCGUGAAGCUGAUGACAUUGGCCCAACUGCUGAACUGGCUUACUGGAAGUCAAGAAUGGCCAAGUUCAAUAAUCUCCUUGAGCAGAUGAAAAGUCCACGUGUGAAAGCUGUAGUGGGUAUACUACAGGUCGCCAGGUCAAAAGCUCUCAAAAAGUGGAAAGAUCUGGAUGGGCGCAUUACAGAUGCAGCCAACGAGGCAAAGGACAAUGUUAAGUACCUUUACACACUGGACAAGUUCUUUGGUCCACUAGUCAAGUGCACACCAGCAACCAUGAUUGAGCACAUACCCAGUCUUAUGAAUGCAGUCCGCAUGAUCUACAGUAUUUCACAAUAUUACAACACUUCAGAGCGUAUGACCUCACUUUUUGUAAAGGUUACCAAUCAGAUGAUUACCACUUGCAAAGCUUACAUCUACCAAGGAGUUUCCAAAAUCUGGGAGCUCCCAAGACCAGUUUUACUUGAGCGCCUUGCAGAGUGCAUGAAACUGAACGAAGCCUACCAGCAUCACUUCCAGAAGACCAAAGAGCGCCUCAGAGAGAACCCUAAUGAGCGCCAGUUUGAAUUCAGCGAGAACUACAUCUUUGGCAAGUUUGAUACUUUCUGCAAACGCUUGGAAAAAAUUACUGACAUGGUCAACACCAUUGAGAUGUUUGCUGGCCUGCCAGAUAUCAAGAUUGAGGGAAUAGACACAAUUGGUGUGCGCUACAAGACAAUUGUUGAUGGAGCCAAAAAGAAGAACUAUGACAUACUUGACCAUCGCAAAGGAGAGUUUGACCAGGACUAUGUCGAUUUUCGUAACCAGGUGGAAAAUUUACAUAAUGCAAUCCAAACAUUCAUGGACUCCUGGUUCCAACGAUCCUUACCUACAGAAAAGGCAUUGGAACUGCUGGCCAAGUUUGAAGCAAUUGGUGGAGCUCAGCUUGACUUAACAGAGAAGUACAUUCGAGUCAUGUUGGGCUAUGGCCGUGACUUGGAACAGAUCCGAAAAGUCUACCAAAAGCAUAAAGCUGAACCAAUGGUCCCACGCAAUCUCCCACCUAUUGCAGGACGAAUCGCCUGGUCACGUCAACUGUAUCGCAAAAUUGAAAUGCCCAUGAAAGUUUUCAUGUCAAAGCCAGAAAUCCUUAAGAACCCUGAAGCAAAGAAGAUCAUACGAAACUUCAACAAAAUGGCUGGAGUUCUCUUGGAAUACGAACUGCUGUACCACAGGGGUUGGUGUCGUGCUGUGGAGGCUGCAAAAAGUGGGCUCAAUGCAUCUCUUCUGGUGAAGCAUCCAGAGACUGGUGACCUUUUUGUCAACUUUGACCCUCAGAUCAUGGAACUGAUCCAAGAAGCUAAAUACCUCCAAGCUAUGCAUCUUGAGGUGCCUGAGAUUACGAAAGAUCUUGUGGUGAAAGAGAAUAUGAUUCGUGAUAAUCAAGUGGCACUGCAAGAAAUGUUGUCUGAGUUCCACAGAAUAAAACAGUCCAUCCCACUUGUGCUACUGCCCCUUAUGCGCCCUUUCAUUGGGAUUGUUGAAGAAGCCAUCAAGCCUGGAGUCACCACCCUCACAUGGACAUCUGUCAGUGUCAAUACUUAUGUCACCAACAUCUAUACCACCAUGGCUGACCUUGCUAAGUUGACCAAAACUGUUUCGGACAUUCUGGACUGUCGUGUGGAAGCUGUUCUAAGUGAUAUGUCCAUGACGGCACUAUGUGACCUUCCAGAGGAAGAAGCCAUAACAGCUGACCAGUUCCUAGAACUGACUACUGAGACUGUGGAAAUGGCUUCACAGCAGCUUGCCAUUCAGUCACAACUGGCAGAGCGUUCUGUGAUGGAGCUUGUUGCCACCUUGCGUGAGCUGUUGCCUCCAGAACAACGUGUGAAUCUGACAGAAGAGGAGGGAUAUGCCUGUGUGCAGCCAGAUUCCAAGAACAAGAAGCAAAGAUGCCAAGAGUGUCAGCCUUGUUCGUACUACAGUCUACUGAACUACUUUACACAACGCAAUACAGAGGCAUUUGUGAAAUGUACUCGUUUGUCUUUGGAUGCUAUCAAGCGCCGCUUGCAGACGACACGCUAUACAAUAGGUGAUGAACCAAGGGAUGAAGCAAAGCCACCACUUUUUCGUGUAGAUGUGGUCCUGGCUAUCCCUAAUGUUGUGAUGCGGCCUAAUCUUGAAGAACUGCAGCACACGCUGAAUAAGGCAGUACAGAUCAUCCUUAAAGCUUCCCAGGAUGUUCCACAGUGGGAACAUCAAAUUUUGCACCAGCGUCAGCUACAGAAGGAACUUGAGAUGAUGGCUGCUGAACAGAAUGAUGAAGGUACUAAGCAUGCCCCUCCCUCACAGAUAAAGCCCUUGCACAAAGUGAUCAGUGAGCACAAGGAUGUCGUUAAAAUUGUCAUCCAGCUGAAUUCUAUCAUCUCCACAUUCAAGGGUGAUGUUCAGGAAUCUCUUGAUGUCUACACCAAAUAUUCAGAGUUGUGGGCAAAGGAACCAGACAUUGUGGUAAAGGAGUUCAUGAACAGCAAACCAAUCAUGUCUGAAAUUGAGGCACAGAUCAAGUACUAUCAAAGGUUGGAGCAGGAGAUUGAGGAAAUACAGCACACAUUCCGAGUGGGCUCAGUGUUGUUCUUGACAGACCGGCUGCGACUAGCACUAGUCACAGAGACACGCAACUGGAAGCAAACUUAUGCUAAAGCUCUGAAUGAAAAGUGUGCCCAAGAAAUGGACUCUAUCAUGGAAUUCAUUGACAGAUUGAACAAGCACCUCAGUCGACCAGUCAAAGACCUUGAUGAUGUGCGUGCUGCUAUGGCAGCACUCAAUGAGAUCAGAGAGAAUGAGAUUCGCAUUGACAUGACCAUUGGACCAGUUGAAGAAACCUAUGCUCUCCUUCACCGCUACAACAUCUUCUUCAAUGAUGGCAAUGCUGAACGGGUGGAUACCCUGUCCUACAGCUGGAGGAAGCUGAUUGCUCAAGCACAUCAAGUGCAGGAGCAUUUGCUGUCUAUUCAGCCAGCCUUCAAAGCUGAUUUACUGGCUGGUGUGACGCAGUUCAUUGCUGACUCCAAUGAAUUUGUGUCCGGCUACGACAAAUCUGGGCCCAUGGAACAUGGCAUUCCUCCAAGAGAAGCCUCUGAUCGCUUGAAUAUCUACCAGGCAAGGUUUGAUGAACUGUGGCGCAAGUAUGUGACUUACUCUGGAGGUGAGGAGCUGUUUGGACUGACAGUCACAGAAUAUCCAGAAAUGUUUCGCAUCCGCAAAGAGCUAAACCUGCUGCAGAAGCUGUAUCAGCUGUACAAUACUGUACUGGAGAAUGUCAGUGGAUACUACGACAUCCCCUGGGCUGACAUUGAGAUUGAGAAGAUCAAUGCAGAACUUCUUGACUUCCAGAACAAAUGUCGCAAGCUGCCCAAGGCUCUGAAAGAGUGGCAAGCCUUCCUUGAUUUGAGCAAAACCAUUAAUGACUUUAAUGAAACUUGUCCAUUAUUGGAGAUGAUGUCCAACAAGGCUAUGCAAGCUCGACACUGGGACCGCAUUGCUCAGAUAACUGGCCACACAUUUGAUGUGGAGUCUGAAAACUUCUUGCUUAGAGACUUGAUGAAGGCACCUCUCUUGAAAUACAAAGAAGACAUCGAGGAUAUUUGCAUCUCAGCUGUGAAGGAGAAGGACAUUGAGGCCAAGCUCAAGCAGGUCAUCAGUGACUGGGGGGCACAGAACUUCCAGUUCUCCAAUUUCAAAAGCCGUGGGGAACUUCUCUUAAAAGGUGAUGCAACAUCAGAGACUGUAGCUUUGAUGGAAGACAGCUUGAUGGUGCUUGGGUCCUUGCUUAGUAACAGAUACAAUGCUCCAUUCAAGCCUCAGAUUCAGGAAUGGGUGCAGAAGCUGACAGGAACAACGGAAAUCAUUGAAAACUGGUUGAUUGUGCAGAACCUGUGGAUCUACCUUGAAGCUGUGUUUGUGGGUGGUGACAUUGCUAAACAACUGCCUCAGGAAGCCAAGAGGUUUACCAAUAUUGACAAGUCUUGGCAAAAGAUCAUGCAGCGGGCACAUGAGAACUCCAAUGUAGUGCAGUGCUGUGUUGGUGAUGACACACUGUCUCAGCUCCUGCCUCACCUGUUGGAACAGCUGGAGAUUUGCCAGAAGUCUCUCACAGGUUACUUGGAAAAAAAACGCCUUGUAUUUCCCCGAUUCUUCUUUGUGUCAGACCCUGCUCUGCUGGAAAUUCUGGGUCAAGCCAGCGACUCACAUACUAUCCAGAACCACUUGCUGUCAGUGUUUGAUAAUACACGCCUAGUUACAUUUGAUGAGAAAGUAUACGACAAAAUCCUAGCCAUUAACUCUCAGGAGGGAGAACGUGUUGAUCUGGUUGAACCAGUCAUGGCCCAGGGUAAUGUGGAAGUCUGGCUGGGAGAUCUUCUCAGGAUUGGUCGUCGUUCUAUCCACACCAUCAUCCGUUCAGCUUCUGUGGCCAUUGGUGAUCAAGCCUUCAACCUGUUGGAGUUUGAAAAUACAUAUCCAGCGCAGAUUGGCCUGCUAGGUAUCCAGAUGAUCUGGACAAGGGACUCUGAAGAUGCUUUAAACAGUGCAAGAACAGACAAAAAGAUUAUGGUGGCAACCAACCAGAAAUUUCUGGACCUCUUGAACUUGCUGAUUGACCAGACCACAAAAGAUCUGACCAAGAUUGAGCGCACCAAGUAUGAGACGCUUAUCACUAUCCAUGUCCAUCAGAAGGACAUAUUUGAUGAUCUUGUACGCCUACACAUCAAGUCUGUCAAUGAUUUUGAAUGGCUAAAGCUCCGCUUUUACUACAAGGAGGAUACCGACCAGUGCCUCAUCUCCAUUACUGACGUCAACUUCAAUUACAUGAUGGAGUUCUUAGGCUGCACAGACCGUCUGGUUAUCACUCCUCUCACAGACAGAUGCUACAUUACCCUGGCCCAGGCACUGGGUAUGUCCCUGGGGGGAGCCCCAGCAGGACCUGCAGGCACAGGCAAAACAGAAACCACCAAAGACAUGGGGCGUUGCCUAGGGAAGUACGUUGUAGUUUUCAACUGCUCAGAUCAGAUGGACUACAGAGGACUGGGUAGAAUUUACAAAGGUCUAGCUCAGUCUGGCUCCUGGGGUUGCUUUGACGAGUUCAAUCGCAUUGAGCUCCCUGUGCUGUCAGUGGCAGCUCAGCAGAUAGCCAUUGUGUUGGCUUGCAAGAAGGAGCGCAAAUCUCAGUUCAUUUUCACUGAUGGUGAUGUUGUAGACAUGGACCCAGAGUUUGGACUCUUUUUGACAAUGAAUCCAGGGUAUGCUGGUCGGCAGGAACUGCCAGAAAAUCUUAAGAUCAACUUUCGAUCUGUGGCCAUGAUGGUGCCAGAUAGAGCCAUUAUCAUCCGUGUCAAACUGGCCAGCUGUGGUUUCCUGCAGAACAUUGUGCUGGCUAAAAAGUUUUUCACUUUAUACAAACUUUGUGAAGAGCAGCUCAGCAAACAGGUGCAUUAUGAUUUUGGUCUGCGCAACAUUUUGUCUGUGCUGAGAACCCUUGGAGCUUUCAAGCGUGCCAACCCUGAAGACAGUGAACAGACAAUAGUCAUGCGUGUCUUGCGUGACAUGAAUCUUUCCAAAUUAGUGGAUGAGGAUGAACCGUUGUUUAUGUCCCUCAUCGAUGACUUGUUCCCAGGCCUCACUUUGGACAAAGCUGGCUACCCAGAGAUUGAGGCAGCCAUUGAGAAAAAGGUGGCAGAAGGAGGUUUGAUCCACCAUGCCCCAUGGAUACUGAAACUGAUUCAGCUGUAUGAGACACAGAGAGUACGCCAUGGCAUGAUGACUUUAGGGCCCUCUGGUGCUGGCAAAACCUGCUGUAUACACAUGCUUAUGAAAGCCAUGACAGAGUGUGGCACUCCCCACAAAGAGAUGCGCAUGAACCCCAAGGCCAUUACUGCUCCCCAAAUGUUUGGCCGAUUGGAUGUUGCUACAAAUGAUUGGACCGAUGGGAUUUUCUCUACUCUUUGGCGCCGAACUCACAAGACAAAGAAAGGUGAGCACAUUUGGCUAGUGUUAGAUGGUCCUGUUGAUGCUAUAUGGAUAGAGAAUCUUAACUCUGUGCUGGAUGACAACAAGACCUUGACUCUGGCUAAUGGGGAUCGCAUCCCCAUGGCCCCCAACUGCAAGAUCAUCUUUGAAGUGCACAACAUUGACAAUGCAUCCCCAGCCACUGUGUCCCGAAAUGGCAUGGUCUUCAUGAGCAGUUCCAUUCUGGACUGGGACCCCAUCCUGAAAGGCUGGCUGCUUACCCGACCACCAACACAAAAAGAAGUGAUCUACAAUGAGUUUGAAGGGGUGUUUCCCAAGAUGUACACGUAUGCCAUGCAGUCUCUUGAGCCAAAGAUGGAGAUCCUGGAAUGUAACUACAUCAGACAAGCCAUCGAUUUACUGGAGGGUUUGAUUCCCAAGACGGAUGACAACAAAGAAAUUGGUGGAGAACACUUGCGCCGCCUCAUUGUCUUUGCCAUCAUGUGGUCCAUUGGUUCGCUGCUGGAGCUGAAUGACAGAAAGAAGAUGGAGGAAUGGCUUGUGUCAAACAGCCGCCUUCCACUUCCCCCAGCAAAAGGAGAGGACACAAUCUUUGAAUUUGUUGUUGGAGAAAAUGGAGAAUGGGAACAUUGGCUUAAGAGGGUACCAGAAUAUCAGUACCCAGCUGAUUCCACCCCAGAAUACACAUCCAUUCUGGUUCCAAAUGUGGACAAUGUCAGAACUGACUUCCUGAUACAGACCAUUGCCAAGCAGGGCAAAGCAAUCCUGCUGAUUGGUGAACAGGGUACAGCCAAGACUGUGAUGGUGCAGGGUUACUGUGGCAAAUUUGACCCAGAGACUCACAUCUUCAAGAGUUUUAACUUUUCUAGUGCCACAACUCCACAAAUGUUCCAGCGAACCAUUGAAAGCUAUGUGGACAAGCGAAUGGGUACAACGUAUGGUCCUCCAGCUGGAAAAAAGAUGACUGUUUUCGUUGAUGACAUCAACAUGCCCAUCAUCAAUGAAUGGGGUGAUCAGGUGACCAAUGAAAUCACACGCCAGAUGAUGGAGAACAGGGGCUUCUAUAAUUUGGAAAAGCCUGGAGAGUUCACUUCCUUGGUGGACAUCUCAGUCAUCUCAGCUAUGAUCCAUCCUGGUGGUGGCCGAAAUGACAUACCACAGCGCCUCAAGCGUCAGUUCAAUGUCUUCAACUGCACCCUGCCUUCCAACAGUUCUAUUGACAAAGUUUUCAAAACCAUCGGCGAAGGCUGGUUUAUUAAGCAACGAGGUUUCCCUGAUGAUGUGAUAGAGCUGGUAAAGUCAUUGGUAUCAGCAACAAGACGAGUGUGGCAGAAAACGAAAGUUCGAAUGCUGCCCACACCUGCAAAGUUCCACUAUGUCUUCAAUUUGCGUGAUCUCUCGCGCAUUUGGCAGGGCAUGCUGAACACUACUGGUGAAGUGAUCAACAGCACAACUGUUCUGAUGUCACUCUGGAAACAUGAAUGCACACGUGUGAUUUCAGACAGAUUCACUGAACAAAAUGACAAGGACUGGUUUGAAAAGACGAUCAAGCAGGUGGCAGAAGAAGACUGUGGGUCAGCAAUGGCUGGCAAUAUGCAUGCAGAACCAUACUUUGUGGACUUUAUGAGGGAUGCACCAGAACCCACAGGUGAAGAAGCUGAAGAUGCAGCUUUUGAGGCUCCUAAAAUCUAUGAGCCAAUCCCAUCUCUGGAGGGGUUAGCAGAGCGCUUGACCUCUUAUCAGGAGCAAUACAAUGAAAGUAUCCGUGGUGCCAAGAUGGACUUGGUGUUCUUCAAGGAUGCAAUGACCAAUCUGGUGCGAAUUUCACGCAUCAUCCGGACACCCCGUGGCCACGCACUGUUAGUCGGUGUGGGUGGGUCUGGCAAGCAGUCACUCACCCGCCUUGCCUCUUUCAUCGCAGGUUACAAGACUUUUCAGAUCACACUGUCCAGGUCCUACAAUGUUAGCAACUUGCUUGAGGAUCUGAAGUUCCUGUACCGUACAGCUGGCCAACAAGGACAGGGAAUCACCUUCCUCUUCACUGACAAUGAAAUCAAGGAUGAGGCCUUCCUAGAGUACAUGAACAACAUCCUGUCUUCUGGAGAGGUGUCAGGCCUGUUUGCAAGGGAUGAAAUGGAUGAGAUUUGUCAAGAGCUUAUUGCAGUGAUGAAGAGAGAGUUCCCUCGAAGACCUCCCACCAAUGAGAACCUCAAUGAUUUCUACCUGAGCCGUGUGCGGAAGAACCUGCAUGUUGUUCUCUGUUUUUCUCCAGUUGGUGAGAAGUUCCGCAACAGGUCCCUUAAGUUCCCAGGGCUUAUCUCAGGCUGCACCAUGGACUGGUUCCAGCGCUGGCCCAAGGAUGCCCUAGUGGCUGUCUCUUCCCACUUUCUGUCCUCAUUCGAUAUUGACUGCCAGCUGCCUGUCAAGCAAGCCAUGAUCAACACUAUGGGCAUGUUCCAAGAUAUGGUUGCUGAGACCUGUGUGCAAUACUUCCAACGUUUCCGUCGACAAACACAUGUCACCCCCAAAUCUUACUUGUCCUUCUUGGGAGGUUACAAGCAGAUCUACAAAGAAAAGAGAGACGAAAUUGGAACACUUGCUGACAGGAUGAAUACAGGUCUAAAGAAGCUGAUUGAGGCAUCAGAAUCAGUAAAUGAGCUCAGCAAGGAGCUGGCAGUGAAGGAAAAAGAGCUGGCUGUGGCAUCUAAGAAGGCUGACCAGGUGUUGGCAGAAGUGACAGUAAAAGCUCAGGCAGCUGAGAAAGUCAAAGCUCAGGUGCAGACAGUCAAGGACAAGGCCCAAGCCAUUGUGGAUGGCAUUUCAGUUGAUAAAGCUCAAGCAAUGGAAAAGUUGGAAGCUGCCCGGCCAGCCUUGGAAGAAGCUGAAGCAGCCUUACAGACUAUCAAGCCUGCACACAUCUCCACUGUACGCAAGCUGGCCAAGCCGCCACAUCUCAUCAUGCGCAUCAUGGACUGUGUAUUGCUUCUCUUUCAGCGCAGAUUGAACCCAGUUGAGGCUGAUCCUGAGCGGCCAUGUGUCAAACCUUCAUGGGGUGAGGCCCUCAAAAUGAUGAAUGCCUCCAACUUCCUGGCAACUCUGCUGACAUUCCCUAAGGACACCAUUAAUGCAGAGACUGUGGAACUGUUGGAACCCUACCUGACUAUGGAGGACUAUAAUCUUGAGAAUGCUAAAAAGGUGUGUGGUGACGUGGCUGGCCUCUGCUCUUGGACAGCUGCUAUGUCUUUUUUCUUUGGAAUCAACAAAGAGGUGUUGCCUUUGAAGGCCAACUUGGCAGUGCAAGAAGUUCGCCUGGAGGUUGCCAAUAGUGACCUUGCCAAGGCUCAGGCUACCCUGGAUGCUAAGCAGAAAGAGCUGGAUGUAGUGCAAGCGCAGUUUGACGCAGCAAUGGCAGAGAAACAGGCUCUCAUGGAUGAUGCUGAAGCUUGUCGACGUAAGAUGAAUAAUGCCGAAGCCCUGAUUAAUGGACUGUCAGGAGAAAAAAUUAGGUGGACUGAAGCAAGCAAAUCUUUUGACGCACAGAUCAAACGUCUUGUUGGUGAUGUACUUCUUGCGACAGGUUUCUUGUCAUACACAGGACCUUUCAAUCAGGAAUUCCGAAAUCUGAUCUUGAAGACCUGGAAGAAAGAGAUGGUCCAGUCCAAGAUACCUUUCACAGAGGAUCUGAACAUCAUACAGAUGCUGGUGCAUAAUACAGUCAUUGCUGAGUGGAACCUGCAGGGUCUACCCAAUGAUGAGCUGUCCAUUCAGAAUGGACUGAUUGUCACCAAGGCCUCGCGCUUCCCUCUCCUUAUUGACCCACAGGGUCAGGGCAAGGCCUGGAUCAGAAACAGAGAAGGCAACAAUGAUUUACAGAUCACAUCACUAAACCACAAGUACUUCAGGGCACACCUGGAAGAUGCUUUGUCUUUGGGUCGUCCACUUCUGAUUGAAGAUGUUGGUGAAGAACUAGAUCCAGCUCUGGACAAUGUUCUGGAGAAAAACUUCAUCAAGUCAGGCUCCACAUUCAAGGUUAAAGUAGGUGACAAGGAGUGUGAUGUGAUGUCUGGCUUCCGUCUGUAUAUCACCACCAAGCUUGGCAACCCUGCCUACACGCCAGAAGUGUCUGCUCGCACCUCCAUCAUCGACUUCACUGUAACAAUGAAAGGCCUUGAAGAUCAGCUGUUGGGUGUUGUCAUUUUGACAGAAAAACAGGAGCUGGAAGCAGAGCGCACCAAUUUGUUGGAGGAAGUGACCUCCAACAAGCGCAAGAUGAAAGAGCUGGAAGACAACCUGCUAUACAGACUCACCUCCACACAGGGUUCACUUGUGGAAGAUGAGUCUCUCAUUGAAGUACUCAGGGUCACAAAGGCAACUGCAGAAGAAGUCAGUGAGAAGUUGGCCAUUGCUGCGGAGACUGAGAUCAAGAUCAACAGUGCUCGUGAGGAGUUCAGACCAGUGGCCUUGCGUGGCAGCAUCUUGUACUUUGUGAUUGUGGAGAUGAGCAUGGUGAAUGUUAUGUACCAGACAUCUCUCAAGCAGUUCCUGGAACUCUUUGAUAUGUCUAUGGCUCGCUCACCCAAGUCACCCAUCACCAGCAAGCGUAUAAACAGCAUCAUUGAAUACCUCACACUGUCUGUUUUCCAGUAUACAGCACGGGGCCUGUAUGAGAUUGACAAAUUUCUGUACACUAUUUUGAUGACUCUUAAACUUGAGAUGGCUGCAGGUCGUGUCAAGGUUGAGGAAUUCAGUGUCUUCAUCAAAGGUGGUGCAGCCCUAGAUCUCAACGCUGUGGAGCCCAAGCCGAAGAAGUGGAUUACAGACAUGACCUGGUUGAACUUGGUGGAACUUAGCAAGCUCCCACAGUUCACACAGAUCCUUUCCCAAGUUGGCCGCAAUGACAAGGCCUGGAAAGCUUGGUUUGAUGAAGAUGCACCGGAGGAGUGCCCAGUCCCUGAUGGGUAUGCCAACACCCUAGACACAUUCCGGAAACUGCUGCUGAUCCGAUCCUGGUGUCCGGAUAGAACUGUCCCCAUGGCAAAGGUCUAUGUUGCUGAGGCCAUGGGCACUGCAUUUGCUGAAGGGGUUAUUCUCAACCUUGAGACCAUGUGGGAAGAAUCAAACAAGCGCACACCUCUCGUAGGCUUCCUGUCCAUGGGAUCAGACCCAACAGAAAAUAUUGAACGCCUGGCUAAACAGAAGGGACUCAUGAUUGGAGCAAUCUCCAUGGGUCAAGGUCAGGAUGUGCAUGCACGGCGAUUGAUGAAUGUGUCCAUGCAAGAAGGUCGCUGGGUACUUUUACAGAACUGCCACUUAGGCUUGGACUUUAUGGACGAGGCUCUGGACACAGUAUUAACAGCAGAAUCUGUAAAAGAUGGCUUUCGUCUGUGGAUGACCACAGAGCCCCAUCCCAAGUUUCCCAUCAACUUGCUGCAGUCUUCUAUAAAGUUUACCAAUGAACCCCCUCUAGGUGUCAAGGCUGGACUGAAGAGAACCUAUGGUGGCAUUACUCAGGAACAGCUGGAGUACAGCAAUAUGCCCAUGUGGAAGCCUAUGCUGUAUGGUGUUGCCUUCCUACACACCACCGUACAAGAGCGGCGUAAAUUUGGGCCCAUCGGCUGGAACAUCCCCUAUGAGUUCAACCAAGGUGACUUCAAUGCCACAGUGCAAUUUAUCCAGAACCAUUUAGAUGACCUGGAUCCAAAACGAGGUGUGAACUGGGUGACAGUGCGGUACAUGAUUGGUGAAGUGCAGUAUGGAGGACGUGUGACUGAUGACUAUGACAAGCGGCUUCUUAACACGUACACACGCGUGUGGUUCACUGAACACAUGUUCAAUGACAGCUUUAACUUCUACACAGGUUACAAGAUCCCUAAAUGCAAGACAAUAGAUGAGUACAGAAGCUAUAUUGAGGGUCUACCAUUAAUUGAUACACCAGAAUGCUUUGGCUUGCAUCCCAAUGCUGACAUCACGUACCAGACCAACACAGCAAACACCAUCCUGGACACCAUAGUCAAUAUCCAGCCCAAAGAUGCUGGUGGCGGUGGUGGCGAGACACGUGAGACAAUCGUCUAUCGUCUAGCAGAUGAUAUGCUGGAGAAGCUGCCCCAAGAUUAUGUGCCCUUUGAGGUUAAAGAAAGACUACGAAAGAUGGGUCACCUGCAGCCAUUAAAUAUCUUCUUGCGUCAGGAGAUUGAUCGUAUGCAAAGGGUCAUCAGUAAUGUGCGCACCACACUACAAGACCUUAAACUAGCCAUUGAUGGCACCAUCAUCAUGAGUGAAAACCUCCGUGAUGCUCUUGAUAACAUGUUUGAUGCUCGUGUUCCUAACUGGUGGAAAAAGAUCUCCUGGGAGUCAGCUACCCUUGGUUUCUGGUUCACUGAUUUGCUGGAUCGUAACACACAGUUCCACGCCUGGCUCUUUGAAGGUCGACCAACUUCAUUUUGGAUGACUGGCUUCUUCAACCCCCAGGGCUUUUUAACUGCCAUGAGACAGGAAAUCACACGUGCCCACAAGGGCUGGGCCUUGGACACCGUCAUUUUAGACAAUGACGUUACCCGCAUGAUGCGGGAGGAUGUUACUAAUGCACCUGGUGAAGGUGUCUACAUUCAUGGUUUGUACCUGGAUGGAGCUGGCUGGGAUCGACGAAAUGCUCGGCUGAUUGAGCCCACAGCUAAGGUGCUGUAUACAUCACUGCCAGUAGUCCAUGUAAGUGCAACCAACCAAGAGAAGCAGCGCUCAGCCGCCCUAUAUGAUUGUCCAGUCUACAAGAAGCCAAAGCGCACUGAUUUGACCUACAUCUUUCCUCUUUCGCUGAAGACACAAAAACCUGCAGAUUACUGGGUGCUGCGAGGUGUUGCCCUGCUCUGUGACAUCAAAUGAUCUUUUUAUAUUCUGAAGCCCAGCAAUAAUCUAGCAAAGGCAGACAAAUGGAAAUGUCUUUUAAGGUUUUUGGACAUUUUGUUGUUUAGGCAGGACGACACUUUACAUCAAUUUCUUCUCUGCUCUUCUCUAAUGCAGAGAGCUGUGUAAAAACCACGUAAAGAUACACAACAACAGGUGACAGAGUUUGUGAUAAUAAUGAUUUAAGAAAGAUAAUAAAAUUUAUGGUGAUAAUAAUUUUAUGUAACAAAAUCUGUGGUAAACUAAAUGAAAUGUAAUGUUUGCCAUUUAAGUGACCAGUAUUAUAUUUUUCAAGGUUUUAUCAAUUGUUUAGGUUUUGAACAUUACCAAAUGUCAAUUGGUUCAGUAGAGUCAAGAUGUGGUUGCUAGGCAAGACGCCUGUUUUAUUGUGGAUUUCUGUUUUGGACACUUGCUGCUGACAUGUAGUCAGUUGAUUCAAAAACUGUGUGCUGUGAUAGCUUGUGUGGUAGGUUAUGUGGUUAUUGAUUGGCAAGCUGUCAAUCCUAGAACUGCAGUGACUUUUGUAUUGCUACGCAAUGUUACUGUAUAUUUUCUGGCUUGAAAAAUUGGGUUGCAAUAUUUUUUAUUAAAGUUGUGCAAAAUUAUUUUUAAUUUUGUGCACUGUUUUAGGUUUUCUGUGCUUUAAGUAAUGAACUUACAACAAAGUAAUUUUAAUUUGUUAUAACUGGGCAAUGCUACAGUUAGCUAAAGUAUGUAUAUUUGGCUGUGAUGUAUAGAGUGCAAAGAGUGCUGUUGUCUAUUACAUAUCCAAAAUCACCUCUGUAAACAGUAUUAACAAUAUUAACAUAUGCUAGAUUAUACCAAUCUUCCAUUGGUGUCUUCAUUCUCUCGUAAUCAUCACAGUGUUUAUUCAUGAUGCUACUACCCUUUGUAUUGUUCUUUGAUGAUCAGUACUGCACAGUUUGAAGUACGAGACCAAAGAAAUGCCAUACUAUUUUAAUAUUGGACAAGCAGUUCUUUCAGCACAGACUGGACAAAAGUGGCAGAAAUAAGAUUUUUAACAAAUUGAUUUCAGGUUGUAGAUGUGCUGGGAACUAACACAUUUACCUGAUUUCAUUAAUCUAAAUUUAAGAACCUUUCUUGUUAGAUAACAUAUUACGGACGCAGUUGAAAUUUUUUUGUUGCAGGUGUAGUGAAAUGUGUUUUUAGAACCUUUAAGGGAUCAAUUUCUGCAUCUAUCAAAUUUCUUGACACAAAGGGACAUGUUCAACAGGACAAUGGGUUUCACAACCUUAAAUGGUUGAGGUAGAAGCUUGUUUCAUGAAGUGCAUUUGCAAAAUUGUAAGAAUAAAAAAAUAAAUUUUUACCACAUAGUUUAAAUGUAUUUUCUAUGCAACAGAAAAUAAAAAGGUUUUUGACAAAAA